This is a messenger RNA of Dicrocoelium dendriticum, 3972 nucleotides long. The record is from the annotation of a GenBank genome assembly. NCBI's taxonomy places the organism in Eukaryota, Metazoa, Platyhelminthes, Trematoda, Plagiorchiida, Dicrocoeliidae.
AAAUGUUGCGUUGUGCGAUUGCGCCAUAAACAUCACUGCCCGUAUUUACUUGGAGCACACGCUUUGCAGGUUAGGUCUCAGGAGCGUGGCCAUGGUGUGCUCGUACAAAUUGACUUCAUAUAUUCCAAACAAUCAGGCAGCUGCGAAGAGUGUCAAUCAGCAUGUCGGUUUGAUGUGGGAUUCGGAGGAUCUGACCCAUCAGACUCCCAAUGGUGCACACUUCCUACUUGCGCCGUCGCGUUGAGUACGCCAUCAAAGCGUGGCAACCUUGGUUGAAACUUGACCUAGUGGAGUUAGAGGCACUACAACGCAGAGCAAAAAAGAAUGUAAAGGACCCACGUAAUCACUUUUACCAUUCUUCUACUCCACUUACCAGUUCAGUAUGAGCGACUUGCGCAAAGCUACCACGGCAUCAAAGCAAACAGCAGGAUGUUUGUUUACCAAUUUUGAGGAUGUUCGCUUGACUGAUGAGGAGCGAGUUUAUCUCAACGCCGCAGCUACCGGAGAUAUAGGAAUUAUUCGAAUGUCAUUGGAGGAUUCGAAUGAAAAUGAUGAAUUCAAUGUCAACUGUGUAGAUUACAUGGGACGAAAUGCUUUACAUCUGGCUGUAGACUCAGAAAACACUGAAGCCAUUGAAUUAUUACUGGAUAAGCUAAAUUUUGAGUGCAUCGAGGAAGCACUGUUGCAUGCCAUAAGCAAAGGUCAUCCAAAAUUGGUUCGUCUAAUCAUUGAGCAUCCAAAUUACCAGGCCGGUGAAGACCAAAUAAAGCGAAUGGAUUCCAAAAACGCCUUUUUCCGAACCACAGAAAAGAGUCAGUUUUCCCCUGAUAUCACGCCGUUGAUCUUAUCAGCGCAUUACAACAAUCACGAAAUGGUACAGAUGUUUCUUUCCCGUAAUCACACGAUUGACAAGCCUCAUCCCAUUUCCUGUCAGUGCAACGACUGUCAAGUUAGGCAAGACUAUGACUCGCUGAAACGCUCACGUUCUAGACUGAAUGCAUAUCGUGCAUUAGCCAGUCCAUCAUAUAUGGCGUUGAGCAGUCCUGAUCCUAUCAUGACUACUUUUGAGUUGCGUCAGGAAAUGAUGAAGUUGGCGGAAAUUGAAAAGGAAUUCAAAAAAGAAUAUCUCAUGUUAGUGGAACAAUGUAUGAACUUCGCUUGUGAGAUGAUGGAUCUUUGCCGAGGGACCCAGGAGGUGGAGGCAGUAAUAUCUGAUUUUUUGGAAGACGGCACCAACAUUCGUGACCCACUGGGCCGCCUCCGAUUAGCCAUACGGUUUGAAGAGAAAAAAUUUGUGGCUCACCCAAAUUGCCAGCAGUAUUUGACCAGCAUCUGGUACGGUUCGGAAACGGCGUUUCUGCAAUCUUGGUCCCUGAUAAGGAAGAUCGGAUUAUCAAUUUUUGCUACCCCCCUUCUUCCCCUGUUUUGUAUAAUGUACAUUAUUCUCCCCACAUCCAACUUGGCUCGCGCAAUGCGGUGUCCUGCUGCCAAAUUUGCCACCCACGUGAUUUCACACUUUUUGUUUCUGAUUUUGCUGGCCGCUGCAACUUUUCGAUUAGAAGAGAACUACGACGAAAUGUUGGAUGAGCAAAUGAUCGGUUCCAGUGACGAGGCUACAAUACGACAAUGGGUGGCGAAGAAUUUUCGACCAUCUAAGGCGAUCAUCACUCAUGUACAGAUUUGCAUCGUGCUUUGGGUUGCUGGUCUACUCCUGGCCGAUGUAAAACAUAUUUAUUUCGCCGGUUUCAGGUCAUACAUUUUUAAUUCUUACAAUAUCCUCAACUUCUGCAUUUUAUCUAUGUACAUCGGCUCCUACACCCUGAGAAUAAUUGUGGAUCGUUGGGUUAGAGAAUCGGAUUUAUUUUUCAACGCCACUUCUCAAAUUGAUCACUUGCUCAAGAACAACAACAGUUUAUUGGUUCAUUACAUGGUACAAAACUGGACGCAGUCGGUGCAUUAUGAUAAAAGUUACUUCAUAACUGCAUCUCGCUUUCGAUGGAGAUAUGACGAUCCGGAAAUUGUAUCCGACGUACUAUUUGCCGUUGCUAAUGUGGUCAGCUUUGCCAGAACCACUUACCUGAUGCCAGCUUUUGAAGCUUUGGGGCCUUUACAAAUCUCCUUCACUCGCAUGCUCACCGAUAUUACGCGCUUCAUGGUUCUUUAUCUUUUAGUGCUUUUGGCUUUCAUGGUUGGAUUGCAUAAUCUUUAUUGGUAUUAUGGUCUGCAAACCUUCAAAGUGUUCGACCCAGAGACAAACACGACACGAUUACAAGCAGCUACUGAGCUGUUUGAAGGGCUUCGACAAACACUGUACAGUUUAUUUUGGUCAAUGUUCAGUCAAAUUAGUAUCGGCAAUCUACCCAUCAAGAAGCCCGAGGGUUUAGAACAGAGACUGAAUGACAGCGAUGAUCGGUCCUCUGCUACCACAAUUGUUGAUGGCGUUGGAAUGGUCCUAUUCGCAGUCUAUCACGGCAUCAUUAUAAUCGUCCUCGUCAACAUGCUCAUUGCCAUGAUGAGUCACUCGUUCGAAAGUAUUCAGGAAGACUGCGAUGUGGAGUGGAAAUUUGCACGAACACAGUUAUGGCUCAAUUACAUCGACAACGGAAGUACACUGCCUGUCCCUUUCAACAUAUUACCUACACCCCACAGUGUGGCCAAUGCAGUUCGAUUUAUCCGAAACUUCUUUAAUGAUGACAGCAAGUUUUUUUACGGAAACACAAGGAGCACAGCCUUUGUUAAAGUGCGUCGCGACAAAGUAAUGAAAGAGAAAGAUUUGAAUAUUCAAGAAACAUCUCAUUCGGAUAUAAUGCAACGAUUGGUUCGAAGGUAUCUAUUUAAAAUGGAAAGAGAAAAUGACACAGAUGUUGAAAAGCCUAAGGAACCUCUUUGCUUGCGUACAGAGGAUGCGCUGAGAGCAAACGCAGAAUAUCUUUUCCCACAGUAUUCGGAAUCACAGCAAGCAGUACAAUAUGCUGACUCCGAUGAAACGCACCCACCUCCGUCUGCGGCCAAAGGUUUCCUGUCCACAGACCACGGUCAAAGCCAAAACUUUUCACCCACUCCACCCGGUGGAAUCACUUUCUCCUCAGGACAACCGUCGGCAAAACGCACUAAGAGGCUCACGUACAGUACAAGCAGACGAUGCUCAUCAUUUGGAGGAAACGUUGGCAUGAAUCCAACCCUUUUGGGCACAAUGCCAAUUCUUAACUUGCAACUUCCACAGCUCGAUAGCAUUCAAAGGACACAGAAAAUACUAGAUAUGCGACUGCAGAAUCUUCAGGCUCAAUCUGAUUUACUGAACUGUGCCUCUGGCAAUGCGAAAAUAAAGGAAGAAAUAAUGCACGUUCGGCAGUUGAUUGGAGAAAACCAGAAAGCUCUGUCUAGUAUUGUUCGGGCGGUUUCACAAAUACAGCAACAGCUCUCUAUGCUCAAUGGCAACAUGGAACAAUGGAUAUUAGCCCAGGCUAGCGGGCGCGAGAUUCGCACGGUGUAUGUGGAGGAAUCUAACGCAUCAUCUCGAUCGAGACGUAAAGAACGCCGUGAAAGAGAACGCGAUCGAGAAAGAGAGUGGGAAUCAAUGAUUCGAGAAACGUAGCAAUUCCAGUUACGAUACAAGAAAGCUACCGAGUUGGGGUUGUAACUUCUCGAGUGAUCUUUAACGGUAAUAUUGUGCGGCAUCCUGUUCCCAAGCAUGAAACAUCAGACUGACUACAAAUGCUCUCAGGUGAUACACAAACGCAGUUCACCUACCCGCGCAUUUCGUGUCCUUUUGUUCAUAGAUGGAAUUCCUUUUCAAAAUGGAAACUGCUUGCUGAACUGUUAAGGGCAUGCGCACAGUUACAUCGACUAACUACUCAAAUCUCACUCACAAACAAACAGUGGUUACUUAUGGCUUCCGUUUUUAGUAUUUGUAUUUUACGGAGAUUUGCAACGCACAAAACGCACUCGUUUUAAUAAACCAAUCGAAUUCAG